CAACGAAACCCCUGUCCCCAUCUCCUCCCACCCCAGCGGCCGCACCCCCGCCCGCCAUGGCCCCUUCGGCGUCACACCUCGUCGACGAGCUCCUGGAGGAGAUCUUCCUCCGACUGCCCACCCCGGCCGCGCUCGCACGCGCCUCAACCACCUCCCCCCGCUUCCGCCGCAUCAUCACCGACCGCUCCUUCCUCCGCCGCUUCCGCAAACUCCACCCGCCGCCGCUCCUCGGGUUCGCCGACGAACGUGCAGGCUUCCACCCCGCCGAGGCGCCCCAUUCCUCCGCGCCGCUCGCCCGUGCCCUCGCCGACACCGCUGAUUUCACCUACUCCUUCGUCCCCAAGCCCAGUAAUGACCACUCCUGGCGUCCCUGCAACGUCCGCGACGGCCGCGUCCUCCUCGAGAGCAGCCGAUACGGGACCUUCAGAGAGCUCGCGGUGUGCGAUCCGUUGUCACGGCGCUACGUGCUGCUUCCGCCCAUGCCCGAGCACAUGUCAGUCCAGGAACAGCGCCCUUGGGAAUUCAGGUCCAUCCUGGCUCCCAUUGCCGAGGAGGAUGAGGAUGAGACGUCGUUCAAGGUGAUAUGCUUUGCGGACUAUGAAACCAAGCUGGAUGUGUUUGUCUUCUCUUCAGUCACACGCCAGUGGUGCAUUGCUGCAUCUCCCAGCUGGAUUUCUUUGGGCGCGGACCGCCCAUGGGGGCUGCGCGUGGUGUUUGGGGAAUCCCGUGGCUUCUCCUGUUUUGACUAUGUACGUGGCUGCUUCUACUCGGCGUCGCCAUGGAAAGACAGGUUGCUCGUGCUGGACACGCGGACAAUGGAGAUUUCCACUGUCAAUGAUCGCACUGGCUACCAUAUGCAGCUCAGAUGGCUCCCUGGCCAGGCAGAAGGAGUUUCUGCCAGAGACAAUGGGCUGGGCAGACUCCGCCCUGCUCAAGUAAGAAGUCUGCCUGCCAUUGUAGUGGGUAGAGAAGGAGCACUUGAGAUGUUUUCUCUUGUCGGGGAUCACAGUCCAAAUGGAUCGUUUCAUCUCUAUCACACAGCUCAGGAUACUAACAGUGAAUCUCCCAAGGAAUGGCAGCUGGAGAACAUUAUACAGUUGCCUGGCCAGUAUGAUUAUUUCACCUUGGGCGCGACUGAGGGAUUCUUAUUCCUUGGAGCCACUUCAGAAGACCAGUUGGAUAUUGAUGAAGACUCACCAGUGUGGUUGUCGAAGACUGACUGGGAUGUAGAUUAUUUUUCGCUGGAUGUCAAGACUUCUGAACUUGCAAAGGUUUGUAGGAGGAGGAGGGAAUUCUUCCACUAUGAAGAUGUUUACUGGUACUUUGGCUUCCCUCCAUCUUUGUCAAAACCAAGUAUAUGAAGCGGGACAAACACAUUUGGAGUCUCUUGUUUGGGCUAUGCGAUGCUUUUGAGAAGAAAUGGAGGAUAUACAAGAUGGUGAUGCAAAUAUGCUGGCUAGAUAUAGUACUCGAGCCCUGGUAUUAUUUAUCAGGAACUAUCCAUUAUGUACUUCACUAUAUAUGUCCGUGUGCAGCAUAUUUCAGCGAGACAUGUUGUAGGAGGUGAAUUUGUAUAUGUACUUUGUUGUAGGCAAGCUUAAUUUUAUCGAACUCUAAUAUGUAAGAGUCAUGUGUUGGGAGAAUGACACACCCUAAACCUAUUUGUGGUGGUGUGUUCACAUGCCUGGACCUAGUUGUGGUUGCAGCCACAAACAAUAUGCUUCUGCUCGCUA
Messenger RNA from Triticum dicoccoides, 1733 nucleotides. RefSeq lists its product as uncharacterized. Lineage: Eukaryota; Viridiplantae; Streptophyta; Magnoliopsida; Poales; Poaceae. Bases 57 to 1361 code for a protein of 434 amino acids. The record is from RefSeq and is a predicted model, not a curated record. Gene Ontology annotation, molecular function: protein binding. The transcript has 2 exons.